Gorilla gorilla gorilla (western lowland gorilla) is the source of this 1170-nucleotide messenger RNA. It is a transcript of the gene CCL5, whose product is annotated as C-C motif chemokine ligand 5. The record is from RefSeq and is a predicted model, not a curated record. The coding region runs from base 191 to 466 and encodes 91 amino acids. The transcript is spliced from 3 exons. Gene Ontology annotation, cellular component: extracellular region. Gene Ontology annotation, biological process: positive regulation of GTPase activity; antimicrobial humoral immune response mediated by antimicrobial peptide; inflammatory response. Gene Ontology annotation, molecular function: CCR chemokine receptor binding; chemokine activity. Lineage: Eukaryota; Metazoa; Chordata; Mammalia; Primates; Hominidae.
AUUUCAGUUUUCUUUUCCGUUUUGUGCAAUUUCACUUAUGAUACCGGCCAAUGCUUGGUUGCUAUUUUGGAAAUUCCCCUUAGGGGGUGCCCCUCAACUGGCCCUAUAAAGGGCCAGCCUGAGCUGCAGAGGAUUCCUGCAGAGGAUCAAGACAGCACGUGGACCUCGCACAGCCUCUCCCACAGGUACCAUGAAGGUCUCCGCGGCGGCCCUCGCUGUCAUCCUCAUUGCUACUGCCCUCUGCGCUCCUGCAUCUGCCUCCCCAUAUUCCUCGGACACCACACCCUGCUGCUUUGCCUACAUUGCCCGCCCACUGCCCCGUGCCCACAUCAAGGAGUAUUUCUACACCAGUGGCAAGUGCUCUAACCCAGCAGUCGUCUUUGUCACCCGAAAGAACCGCCAAGUGUGUGCCAACCCAGAGAAGAAAUGGGUUCGGGAGUACAUCAACUCUUUGGAGAUGAGCUAGGAUGGAGAGUCCUUGAACCUGAACUUACACAAAUUUGCCUGUUUAUGCUUGCUCUUGUCCUAGCUUGGGAGGCUUCCCCUCACUAUCCUACCCCACCCGCUCCUUGAAGGGCCCAGAUUCUACCACACAGCAGCAGUUACAAAAACCUUCCUCAGGCUGGACGUGGUGGCUCACGCCUGUAAUCCCAGCACUUUGGGAGGCCAAGGUGGGUGGAUCACUUGAGGCCAGGAGUUCGAGACCAGCCUGGCCAACAUGAUGAAACCCCAUCUCUACUAAAAAUACAAAAAUUAGCCGGGCGUGGUGGCCCAUGCCUGUAAUCCCAGCUACUCGGGAGGCUAAGGCAGGAAAAUUGUUUGAACCCAGGAGGUGGAGGCUGCAGUGAGCUGAGAUUGUGCCACUUCACUCCAGCCUGGGUGACAGAGUGAGACUCCAUCACAACAACAACAACAAAAAGCCUCCCCAACUAAAGCCUAGAAGAGCUUCUGAGGCGCUGCUUUGUCAAAAGGAAGUCUCUAGGUUCUGAGCUCUGAAACCCCUUGGCUUUGCCAGGGCUCUGUGACCAGGAAGGAAGUCAGCAUGCCUCUAGAGGCAAGGAGGGGAGGAACACUGCACUCUUAAGCUUCCACCGUCUCAACCCCUCACAGGAGCUUACUGGCAAACAUGAAAAAUCGGCUUACCAUUAAAGUUCUCAAUGCAACCAUAAA